This is a messenger RNA of Nymphalis io (European peacock), 2736 nucleotides long. Its product is annotated as spliceosome-associated protein CWC27 homolog. Gene Ontology annotation, molecular function: peptidyl-prolyl cis-trans isomerase activity. The transcript is spliced from 9 exons. Lineage: Eukaryota; Metazoa; Arthropoda; Insecta; Lepidoptera; Nymphalidae. The coding region runs from base 141 to 2204 and encodes 687 amino acids. The record is from RefSeq and is a predicted model, not a curated record. Gene Ontology annotation, biological process: protein peptidyl-prolyl isomerization; protein folding; GPI anchor biosynthetic process. Gene Ontology annotation, cellular component: catalytic step 2 spliceosome; membrane; glycosylphosphatidylinositol-N-acetylglucosaminyltransferase (GPI-GnT) complex.
GGUACCUACUCAGUUUUAGAUAUAAACUUUAUUUUGUUUUCCAUUUGUAAAAUAAACUACGUUAUAUAUAAAUGUUACAUAUAAAUUCAACUGUGAUAUGACAUGAUAAUUGUUUUAAAGACUUAUUACUAUACUUUAAAAUGAGUAAUAUUUAUAUCCAAGAACCACCAGCGCUUGGCAAGGUGCUUUUAAAAACUACAGCUGGAGAUAUAGAUAUUGAAUUAUGGACGAAAGAAACACCGAAAGCGUCAAGGAAUUUCAUACAACUAUGUAUGGAGGGCUAUUAUAAUGGUACAAUAUUUCAUAGAGUAGUUCCGGGUUUUAUUGUGCAGGGCGGUGAUCCAAAUGGUGACGGUGCUGGAGGAGAAUCAGUGUACGGAGAACCAUUUAAAGAUGAAUUUCAUUCUCGUCUCCGUUUCAAUCGACGAGGUCUGGUGGCGAUGGCUAAUGCUGGGAAAGAUGACAACGGUUCACAAUUCUUCUUCACUCUAGCGGCUACACCGGAAUUACAAAACAAACAUACAAUAUUUGGAAAGGUUACUGGUGACACAAUUUACAAUGUGCUAAAGUUAUCCGAAGGUCUCAUAGGCCCCGAUGAAAGACCCGAGCAUCCUAACAAGAUAUUAAACACUCAAGUAUUAAUUAACCCUUUCACGGAUAUCGUGCCGAGAGUGCAAGAGAAACCCCAGGAUCAAGACUUAGAGAAACCUAAAAAGAAAAAGAAGGAACGAGAAGGGGUGAAAAAUUUCGGUCUUCUAUCAUUCGGAGAAGAAGCGGAAGAAGACGAAGGGGAAGCACAAGAGUUCAGAGGGAAACCUAAAUCAACGCACGAUCUUCUAGAAGACCCUAAGUUAAGCAAGAAGACAGCUGCUGAAUUAGAAUUAGAACAACAGAAUGAAAAAGAAGAACAAUCGAGUAAAGAGAACGAUCAAAAGAAAGAAGAAACAGCUCAAGCCGUUAGUAACAUACGGGAGAAAUUGAAGAAUAGAGACACGCAAGAAAAGGACGGAAACAGUGGCAGAAAGAGAGCGAAGAGUCCGGAUGAUGACGAUGAAGACAGUAAGAGGAAGAAAGAAAGCGACGAUGAAGAGUACUAUCUCGGGAAAGAGAAGGAUAUAGAGAGAGCAAAAGAAAGGGACCGUAUAAGAAACGAAAUAAAGAAACUCAAAAAGGAAAUGAGAGGCGCCAAAGAAGAACCGAAAGAUGAUAAAGAAGAGGAACCAAGCGUUACAAAGAAGCUGGAAGAAGAAAACGAGAUGUACAAGAAGUUUAUAGAUGAACAGGAAAAAUAUAAAAAGAUGAAAGAGACGAUACCAAAGAAAGGCGCUGCUAGAAGCAGAACAAAGUUCACACGAAAAACACCGAGAAAGAAAGUUUGGUCGAAGAAUCUUUACGAGAAUCGAGACUAUCCAGACAAUUACACUGAUAGAAAAUUCCUAGAAGACCUAAGGAGGAACUUGUUCGUUGAAAAAGUGACUUUAAAACAAGCCGUACAAGGCUCAUUUCGGAUCGUACUUAGGUUAUGCCUGUGUGUGCUAUACGCCAUCUUGUUCGUGUACAUGCAUAAUAAAUGGAUUCACACACACACGGUCAUUUAUCUAUCCAUAACGAUUGCGUGUGUGUGCUAUAUGUUGUAUGUUUGUGUUGAAGGUGGGGCGUUUUUGAGGCAUUUUAAAAUAGUUCUCGUUUAUUUAGUCAUAGGGUAUAUUUUGUCACCUAUAUUGCACACAUUGACGGAUACCGUAAGUACAGAUACGAUAUACGCUUGGGCGGUUAUAAUGAUGUUUAUACAUUUGAUUUUUUUCGAUUAUGACGUCCCAGCGGCGUUUGUAUCGAAAUCGUUGUCUAUAAACGCGGCGAUAUUCGCGUCUGUAUGUCUCGUUUCUCGUUUGUCGACGCCGUUCGACGCGUUCGUACUUUUAACGAUAUCCGUUAUAUUUUUCGUACUGAGCCCGCAACUGUUCCAAGCGCUUUUACGAACGAAAAUGUUCACAGCGUUAUUUUUUGUAACGUUAGCAGUAACUUUACUCGCCUUAUACGCCGUUUCGUUGAUUUUAUUGUGUUAUUUUUCAUUCUUUGUGUUGAUACUAAGCGGUUACUGCCCCGUGAUGUUUGUGAAGUGGCAGAUAUAUAAAGAUAAUAUCUACGGACCGUGGGACGAGGCGAUAAUAAACAAUUCGAAUGAAUUCUACGAGUUCACAUAAUUAGAAUUAAUUUUUAAUUACGUUUUUAUGAAUCAGCUGUCGCUGACUGUACUAUGUUAGUCUGUUUGUUGUUUUGAAUAUUCGAUUAUUAAAUUUUAAUAUGCUUUAUUGAUAACCAAAGUUAAGAGAUAUUUUUUUUAAUUUACAUAGGCAGGCACAGGGAGACUGCCAAAUUGGCGACCUGAUAUAAAGUGAUCAUUGUCCAUAGACACUGGUACUGUAAAUUAAUGCGCCACCAACCGUUUUAACCAAGAUGUUAUGUCUCUAGUGCCUGUAGUUACACUGGUUCAAUCACCCUUCAAACGGGAAGGUGUUAGUAUGUACACACCAGUGCCUCGGAAAGCACGUAAAGCCGUUGGUCCUGCGCCUGAACCGUUUCCGAUCGUAUCUUAUUGCGUCUCAUCAUAUUAUGAGAGUGAGAGAGAGAGUGCACCUGUGUUUGCGCACACACUUGUGCACUAUAAUAAAUUCUGUGCAGUUGGCUAGUCUUGCAUGAGAUUGGCUGCCGUGGCCGAAGUCGGUCAGGCGGGCA